ACCGUUUGAGACACAGGAUCUGGUGGGACAGAUGAGGACGGAUGUGCCCAUCCAGGUUGAUCCAAAUCAACUCAUCAUUUAUCCCGGGUAUACCUUCUGUCCCACUGACGAAGAUGUCCUUCAUUACUUGAAGCAAAAAGCUUAUGGCAUUCCAGUUCUAAUUGAUUUCAUUUUGGAUCAAAACGUCUAUGAAGUCCCACCCUGGCAACUCAGAAGAGAUGUUCUAUAUCCUGUCGGUGAAGAUCAAAGUAUCUAUUACUACUCUCUGGUUAAACGGAGUGGUGUGACUUACAGCAGACUGAAGCGCACUGUUGGUGAUCAUGGUCAUUGGCAUAUGAACGGAAAGAGAACUGAUAUUUUCGAUGAUCAAGGCAAUGUCAUUGGUUACAAAACGGCGUUGAAGUUUCAUCAGGCCGACGGCUCUAGCAAGGGCCUACCUUCCGAGUGGCUUAUGACUGAGUUCAGACUCAAUUAUGACAAUGAUGGCGAUUCUUGCAAAUCACAAGGGUUGUAA
Dioscorea cayenensis subsp. rotundata (Guinea yam) is the source of this 514-nucleotide messenger RNA. Its product is annotated as NAC domain-containing protein 101-like. The transcript is spliced from 3 exons. Gene Ontology annotation, biological process: regulation of DNA-templated transcription. Gene Ontology annotation, molecular function: DNA binding. The coding region runs from base 32 to 514 and encodes 160 amino acids. The record is from RefSeq and is a predicted model, not a curated record. Lineage: Eukaryota; Viridiplantae; Streptophyta; Magnoliopsida; Dioscoreales; Dioscoreaceae.